UAGAAGAAACAUCAACAAGAAAUGCGAAAGUUCAUGCGGACUGUCACUUCGAAUCGGUCGUCUCAGUAAGAGGGAUGGGAGUCCUACCAGGGAGAAGCCUUUUAUCUUUACUUUUCUUCAUUAUUCUCUUGUUGGAGGGACAUUUUCGAUGGGUUGAGGCCCAGCACUGUGUGUGGUAUGGCGAGUGUGGGGAGUCCGCAAAGGUGCCCGGAAAGAAAUACAACUGCAACGACACUGGUCCUCCCAAACCACUGGAGCACGAGGGUUACGAACUUCUCACGGAGCUUUGUCCUGGAUAUGACUAUGACAACCGAAGCCUCUGCUGUGAUAUUAACCAGCUGAACACUCUCAAAGGAAGUCUCCAGCUGCCCCUUCAGUUCCUGUCUCGUUGUCCCGCCUGUUUCUUCAACCUGAUGAACCUCUUCUGUGAGCUGACAUGCAGCCCUCACCAGAGUCAGUUCAUGAACGCCACCAAGAUCGAAGAAGGCAACGUGGUGGAAGUGCAGUACUACAUUGGACAGACAUUUGCUAAUUCCAUGUACAAUGCCUGUAAGGACGUCCAGGCACCAUCCAGCAACGUGAAGGCCUUAUCACUGCUGUGUGGGAAGGACGCAAAGGACUGCAAUGCUACCAACUGGAUCCAGUAUAUGUUUGAUAUCAACAAUGGACAGACUCCCUUUCCUAUCCUCCCAAUAUUCACAGACGCCCCUGUGUCUGGUUAUACUCCCAUGAACAACAAGACGUUCGCCUGCACAGAGGGCCUGGAUGACGGGUCGGGCCCCUGCUCCUGUCAGGACUGCACAAAUGCUUGUGGGCCCAGACCUGUUCCUCCCCCCCUCCCCCCUCCCUGGCUGAUCCUUGGUAUGGACGCUAUGACCGUCAUCAUGUGGCUCUCAUACAUGGCCUUCCUGCUUGUCUUUAUCGGAGCUGUAAUAGGAGCCUGGUGUUACCGGAAAAGGACUGUCCUUUCUGAAUAUGGCCCCAUAUUGGACAGCAAUAACCCUUUGUCUCUCAACGGGGACAAUCCUGAACAAGUAAAUGCAUCAUGCUGCGAAACUUUGGGUGAACGCUUCGAGAACUCUCUGCGGACCCUCUUCACCUCCUGGGGCUCCUUCUGCGUGCGGUACCCCUCUGUGGUCAUUCUGGGGACCCUGAUACUAGUGGUGGCCUGCUCUGGGGGCCUGAUCUACAUGCGCAUCACCACAGACCCUGUGGAGCUGUGGUCGUCUCCGAGCAGCCAGGCCCGGCAGGAGAAGGACUACUUUGACAGCCACUUCGGACCCUUUUUCAGAACAGUGCAGCUCAUCAUAACCACUCCAAUCGUGGACCCUUUUAACUACUCUCCAUACUUUGGAGGAUCUGAUGUCCCAUUCGGAGCCAUCCUUCGUAAAGACAUCCUGCACCAGGUGCUGGAUCUGCAGCUCCAGAUAGAAGACAUCGUAGCCACAUACGAGGGCCAAGACGUCACUUUAAUGGACAUCUGCUUGGCUCCGCUGGCUCCGUACAAUAACAACUGCACCAUCUUGAGUGUCCUCAACUACUUCCAGAACAGCCAUGAUGUGCUGGACCACCUCAUAGGAGACGACUUCUAUGUCUAUGCUGACUUUCACAGCCACUUCCUCUACUGUGUCAGUGCACCUGCAUCCCUCAAUGACACCACUCUCCUCCACGACCCGUGUUUAGGAACCUACGGUGGGCCCAUCUUCCCUUGGCUUGCCCUUGGGGGUUACGAUGAAACCAACUACAACAACGCCACUGCUCUUGUGAUCACCUUCCCCCUCAACAACUACCUGAAUGACACAGUGAGGCUGGGCAAAGCUCGCGCAUGGGAGAAAGAGUUCAUCGAUUUCAUGAAGAACUUUAAAAAUCCCAACCUCACCAUAGCCUUCAGUGCUGAGAGGAGUAUUGAAGACGAGAUAAACAGAGAGAGCAACAGUGACAUCAGCACCAUAGUAGUCAGCUAUGCCAUUAUGUUCAUCUACAUCUCCCUGGCCUUGGGGCACAUCCACAGCAUUAGGAGAGUGAUGGUGGACUCUAAGAUUUCUCUGGGUAUCUCGGGGAUCCUGAUUGUGCUCAGCUCUGUGUCCUCCUCACUGGGGCUCUUCAGCUAUUUUGGCAUCCCCCUCACCCUCAUUGUGAUCGAGGUCAUUCCUUUCCUGGUGCUGGCUGUUGGAGUGGACAACAUCUUUAUUAUAGUGCAGACAUAUCAGAGGGAUGAGCGGAUGCCUCAUGAGGAACUUCACCAGCAGAUCGGUCGUAUCCUUGGAGACGUAGCCCCCAGCAUGCUCCUCUCCUCCUUCUCGGAGACAGUGGCCUUUUUCUUGGGCGCCCUGUCCAACAUGCCCGCAGUGAGGACUUUCUCCAUGUUUGCUGGCUUGGCUGUUUUUAUUGAUUUCCUGUUGCAGAUGAGCUGCUUCGUCAGCUUGCUGGGCCUGGACGCCAGGAGACAGGAGGCGAAUCGACUCGACAUCUUUUGCUGUGCGAAGCUGCCGGAGGGACAGCAAGCAAAGACGGAUAGCUACCUCUUCAGAUUCUUCAAGAAAAUCUUUGCCCCAUUCAUCCUCAAAGAGUGGUUGCGCCCGAUCAUAGUGGCAGUGUUUGUGGGAAUGCUCUCCUUCAGUAUUGCUGUGGUGAAUAAAGUAGAGCUCGGACUGGACCAGAAGCUCUCCAUGCCUGACGACUCUUAUGUGAUGGACUACUUCAAGAACCUCAGCAUGUAUCUGCACACGGGAGCUCCGGUGUACUUUGUGGUAGAGGACGGUCUCAACUACAGCAGUCGAGAGGGGCAGAACGCCGUGUGUGGGGGGGUCGGCUGCAGAAACGACUCUCUCGUCCAGCAGGUCUACUCCGCCUCGCUCAUCAGCAACUACACAACCAUUGCCUUCACUCCGUCCUCUUGGCUCGAUGAUUACUUCGACUGGGUGAAGCCGCAGUCCACCUGCUGUCGAUUCUACAACUCCAGCGGGGAUUUCUGCAAUGCCUCUGUGGUUAACCCCUCGUGUGUUCACUGCCGGCCCAUGACUCCCGACGGAAAGCAGAGGCCAGAAGGAGAGGACUUCAUGCAGUUUCUGCCCAUGUUUCUGUCAGACAAUCCAAACAUCAAGUGUGGAAAAGGAGGCCAUGCAGCCUACGCCUCAGCAGUGGACCUGUACCCCGACCACACCGGGGUGGGGGCCAAUUACUUCAUGACGUACCACACCAUCCUGAAGGAGUCCCCAGACUACAUAGAAGCUUUAAAAAUGGCUCGAAUACUGGCUGCUAACAUCAGUCAAGCCAUCGACCACAAAGUGUUUGCCUACAGCAUCUUCUACGUGUUUUACGAGCAGUACCUCACCAUCGCGUAUGACACCGCUCUGAACCUGAGCGUGUCGCUGGCGUCCAUCUUUGUGGUGAGCACGGUGUUGCUGGGCUUCGAGCUGUGGUCGGCGGUGAUCGUCUGCAUCACCAUCGCCAUGAUCCUGGUCAACAUGUUCGGGGUCAUGUGGCUGUGGGGAAUCAGCCUCAACGCAAUAUCCCUGGUGAACCUGGUCAUGUGCUGUGGGAUCUCGGUGGAGUUCUGCAGUCAUAUUGUGCGAGCGUUUUCCAUCAGUGUGAAGAAGAACAGAGUGGAGCGGGCUGAGGAGGCGCUGGCUCACAUGGGCAGCUCGGUCUUCAGUGGGAUCACAUUAACAAAGUUUGGAGGAAUCCUUAUCCUGGCUCUUUCCAAGUCGCAGAUCUUCCAGGUCUUCUACUUCAGGAUGUACUUGGCCAUCGUGUUGCUAGGGGCGACGCACGGCCUAAUCUUCCUCCCUGUACUGCUCAGUUAUAUCGGUCCUUCAGUGAACAAAGCCAAGGUGUUAGCUGCUAACAGCCGCUACGCUGGAACAGAAAGGGAGCGCCUGCUCAACUACUAACAGUCCGUUUGGGACAAUGAACAAUGUACUGUUUGACUGUGUGGGUGUGAGCGCGAGGCGUUUCUGAGAUAACUGACACACUCAUCAUCGUUGCCACUACUAUGCACGGACUGAACUCAGGAAUAUUCUUGGGGAUAGGAAUGCCAGAGGCCUCUUCCAAAUGUAUUGAUUUUCCUCAGAAGACUUUGGACUCUCCUCACACUACAGGACAAGCCCGGCUUCAGCAUUUGAAGCGCGAGCAACAUACCACUGAGCAAAGAAAACGCCACUUUGACAGCGUGGACAUAGGAGACCCCCCCCCCCAACAUCAGUUAUAGACCAACCCUCAGUCACCCCCAUAUGCUAUGAGCUUCAUUUGGAAAUAAGCUCUAAAGGGUGAAACUGGACAGUUUUUUUUCAUGUUUUUAACCAGUAAUUUGUGUUUUUAGGAUAUCAUUUUGAAAAGUUUACUUAUGGGGAACUAUUUAAUACUAGGAACCAUACACUGAAUCGAACCAUGCACACAGUGGAGCCAACAAAUAAGAAUAGUUAUAUCACAGGCCCUUAUAAUACCUGGCUUUUACAUCAUAUACUGUGUCUACAUACUGUAUUAGCUUGUUUUAACAUUUCCUCUAGCAAUAAUCCGGUUCAUUUAUACCAAACACUGGAUUUAAAAGGAAAUCUGAAGUUAAAGAGCUGACUUUUAGCUGAAAGGACUUUUGGAGGUGUUUACAUCCCUGUUGGGAGAGCAGUGAAGGAAUUGUAGCCCCCUCUUACCUUUUGGGAGGAUAUAAAACAUAUAAAAAGGCUAAAGCUCAACAUGGAUGUGGACGCUAACACCUUCAAAAUUAAAACCUCAAAGUAGUUGUUUCAUUUUAAGUCAGUGUCAAGAUCCUGGUAUGCAGAGCCAACACGAAUCAGUCCAAGUACGUGUUGCUCUCCAAACGGCAUCCUGCCUGUACUUUUAUUUCCACAUUGGAAGGUAUUUACAUGAUCCGGUGCAACAUUUCAUUUUAAAGCUAGUUCCUGUUUCUUAAGUGUCCUUUUUAAAGUGUUUGCAUGACUAGAAGACCCUUUUAGGUGCUUUUACAGAAACCCCUGUGUGACAUCAGUCAUAAUUCAUGUUGAUGCUAGCUAACAAGGGCAAUUCACGGUUUUAGAUUUACAUUUAAAAUACUCAUUUUGAAGUUACUGAACAAACAUGUGUUGCAUUAAGAGUUAAACUGUAAAUAUCUUACACAGGACUAAUUCAAAGGUAUGCAUUGUCAUCUUGUUAAUACAGAAUUAAGUAGAACAACUGGAUAAUGGUACAGUCCUGACUUUUUCAUUCCAACAUAUAAGUUAUUGUUUUAUUUUGUUAACUUUUAAUUUGUUGUUACCAUGCAAAGUUGUCUUGUACCCCUUCCACUGACCUUUGACCUCUGUUUUUAAGGAAAAGAAAACUAUAACAUCCCAGAACCAGAAUCUGAGAUUUAGCUCGUCGAGAUGAACCCUCUUCAUGGAGAAUAGGGUUGUAAACAUUUGGAAGAGGAUUAUAGAAUUUUAUAUAGAAGGUGUAAAAGAUGUGCGGGGAUUUAAAAGGAACAGUAUCAUUCCUUGUUUUAAUUUUUUUCCCGCCGUUUGUUUUAUAUGAUGCAGUGUUUUUUGGAAUGUAAGAAAGUGGAUUAAAUUUGUGAGCAACCGACUGAGAAUGUUUUAACAUGAAUAACGAAUAAUUAUGCUUGUUAACAGUGCUGUGCAUUGAAAAAUCUUUUUUUUUAAUACUUUAGUUUUUAACAGUUUUAACACAUAAUAAAUAGUUCUCAGAAAAGCA
This is a messenger RNA of Trematomus bernacchii (emerald rockcod), 5685 nucleotides long. RefSeq names its product Niemann-Pick disease, type C1 (gene npc1). Gene Ontology annotation, molecular function: lipid carrier activity. The record is from RefSeq and is a predicted model, not a curated record. Gene Ontology annotation, cellular component: membrane. The transcript has 25 exons. Lineage: Eukaryota; Metazoa; Chordata; Actinopteri; Perciformes; Nototheniidae. The coding region runs from base 75 to 3893 and encodes 1272 amino acids.